This is a messenger RNA of Fusarium musae, 585 nucleotides long. RefSeq lists its product as uncharacterized. The record is from RefSeq and is a predicted model, not a curated record. Lineage: Eukaryota; Fungi; Ascomycota; Sordariomycetes; Hypocreales; Nectriaceae. Bases 1 to 585 code for a protein of 194 amino acids. The transcript has 2 exons.
AUGACCGGGAAUUGCGAUUCUCCCAAUUCAGUUUCAUCCGACGUCUUUCAGGAGCUCAACCCCAAAGCACCACCAGCUCCACUUGACUUGCUGUCAACCGCCUCAUCCAUUUUUCAACAACGAUCAGAGAGAUUUCAGCGAGAAGUCCUUGCUCGUAAAGACGCAGAGAUCGAGGCCGGGUUCGUAGCUACUCGAGAAGCUCGGAUCAAGGAGAAGAUCGAAGCAGUGAAGGAGGAAGACGAGGUUUGGGACGAGGAAGAGACAUCAGAAGACGAGUGGUACGAAGAUGAGUACGAGGAUGAAAUUCCUUCCGGGGAAGAUGUCGAGGCUUUCAUCAACGCCGUGAUUGCUAAAGAAGCCACAGGCCCUGUUCUUGACCCUGCAAUAGGAGAGUCAAUAGAGGACCAUAGAAAUCGGAUGAAAACUCUCGAGGACCGCAUUCAGGGAUAUCAACUCUCCAAGUUCGUGCUCGAAGACGUGCGGGGAGAUCCUCCAAGUGUCAAGUCAAAGGGAAACGGUGCUCACGAAACGAUAACUAUUCAGCGGCCUGCGAGCGAUGCAGACGCCAUGGAGAUCAUUGUUUAG